CCUAUAUACAUACACUAUUCCAAGUUAUGAUUCGCUGUAAUGACUACUGACGCCGUUUGUUAUCGCUGUACUGUUCCCACAUAUUUUUGAAAGAUCUCACUGGCUGUGUCGUCUGCUCGCGUAUACAAUGACUAUACAUUCCAUCGAUAAGCUUACGCUGUACUUUCGAAGACUUUCGAGCCCCAGAUCUGAAUCUGCCCUGAGUCGAGCUCAAGUCUAAUCCAUAAUCUCAAAAGACACCAUGGCCACUCCGUCAGAUGCCAAACCAACCUACAUUUACAAGCUGAUACCUUCAUCAGCAGCCCCACCAGAUGCUCUCCCCGAUCAACUCCCCGUGAGCGACCUCGACCAGAAAUCCGGCUUCAUCCACCUCUCCACCGCACUCCAAGUCCCCAACACCCUCAAAUUCUUCUUCAAAGACGACGUCAGAGUUUACGUCCUCCGUAUCCCGUACGAUCCUGUCGAUAAGCACAUCAAGUGGGAGGACCCAAAGGCUGAGGUGUGUGGUCCACGCGGAGGGGAGGGCAUGUUUCCGCAUCUCUACAAUGAGUUUAAGCUGGGAAAGGACGAGGUGGAGAGCGUGCAGUCUUGGGAGAACGGGCCUGAUGGGUGGGACUCGGCCCUGCAGGCAGCGGAAGCAUGGCUCGCUUACUGACCAUGAUGAUAUGCAGUGUCCACGAAAUUAUGCAUGUACCGUAGACCUUCAACAGGCUGCAGG
This is a messenger RNA of Suillus paluster, 718 nucleotides long. RefSeq lists its product as uncharacterized. The transcript has 2 exons. Lineage: Eukaryota; Fungi; Basidiomycota; Agaricomycetes; Boletales; Suillaceae. Bases 242 to 655 code for a protein of 137 amino acids. The record is from RefSeq and is a predicted model, not a curated record.